AUGCACGGAUCACAUGGUUGUAGCAAACGAAUUGUGAGGCUGAACCAUGAGUCUGAGUUUGUGACCGGGAUAAGUGGGGAGGUAUAUGAUGGUGGUCUUAUUUCAUCUCUGACGUUUCAUACAAACCAAAGGAAAGACGAAGCAUUUCACUUGACACUCAAUAUAGGAAAAACAGGUCCUCCUAUGAAAAUGGAGUUUCAUUCGGGGAUCCUUGAACGUUGUGAAUUUGAAGGUUUCUUUGGAGCUCAUGAUGAUACUUAUUUGAGCACAAUUAAUUUCUCUGUGAGGCAUAUCUUUCAUGAUAUUGAGACAAUUAAAUAG
This is a messenger RNA of Arabis nemorensis, 321 nucleotides long. The record is from the annotation of a GenBank genome assembly. NCBI's taxonomy places the organism in Eukaryota, Viridiplantae, Streptophyta, Magnoliopsida, Brassicales, Brassicaceae.